UACUUCCUAUUUCCUUGUGUACCGUUGUUCAAACACUGUUGCACGGAGGGCCAGGGGGAAAUGGAGUACAGUAAAACGAAACGGAUAGCUUUCGUGUAGUUAUAUUAGUUUUCAGUUCGAGUCAACGAUCCGGGGAAUGAACGUUGACAUCAGACCUGACGGAGCACCACGGAUUCGUACCUCAUCGGACGAUGGCACCGAUGUCUCUCUGGACUUGACUUGUAUGAGGGAUUUUAAAGGGGGCCUAGUAACUUCUGAAAGUUGGAUACUGCGGCGAAAGGGGUAAAGAUGAAGAAGCAGUUUAAUCGGAUGAAACAGCUCGCCAACCAGACGGUUGGAAGGGCAGAAAAAACAGAAGUCCUCAGUGAUGAUCUUCUACAGAUCGAACGCCGCAUGGAGCUGGUGCGAAUGGUCUUGCAUAUUGCGCACAAGAAGAUGGCUGCUUGUCUGCAGGGUCAUGUCGGAGCAGACGUGGACAAGAGACACAAGAAACUGCCUCUGAUGAGCCUGUCCCAGGCUAUGCUGGAUGGUGGAGUGCAGCUGGGAGAGGAGUCAAUGAUAGGGAAGAUGAUGGAGUUGUGUGGGGAGGCUGAAAACAUGUUGGCCUACGAGCAGAGCCAGCAUGAAGUGCAGCUUGAGAGAGACGUCCUGGACCCGAUUAACCAGCUGGCAGAGGUUGAUAUUCCCAAUAUCCUGAAGCAGAGAAAGCAACUGGUCAAGCUUGUGCUGGAUUACGAUUCAGCAAAAGCAAGAUAUCAGCAGGCCAGCAAGUCAGUUUUCACGGCAGCAAACAACCAGUCGAUGGCAGCCAAGCUUGACUCUCUCAAAGAUGAGAUGGACGAAGCCCAUAAUAAAGUGGAGAUAUGUAAGGACCAGCUGGCUGCUGACAUGUACAACUUCUUCUCCAAAGAGGGUGAUUAUGCUCAUUACUAUGUUAUGUUGUUAGAGGCCCAAGCUGAGUACCACAGAAGAUCUCUGGCUUCCAUUGAAAGCAUCUUGCCUACUGUUAGAUCACAGCAAGAUACAUGGACAGAGAAGCCAGCAUUCGGCAUGGCACUGGAGGAGCACCUGAAACGCAGUGGCAGGGAGAUCGCCCUGCCCAUCGAGGCCUGCGUGAUGAUGCUGCUGGAGACCGGCAUGAGAGAGGAGGGGUUGUUCCGCAUCGCAGCCGGGGCCUCCAAGCUGAAGAAGCUCAAGGCAGCACUGGACUGUUCCACUUCACAGUUGGAGGAGUUCUAUUCUGACCCCCACGCUGUGGCUGGAGCUCUGAAGUCUUACCUGCGUGAGCUACCUGAGCCUCUGAUGACCUUCCAGCUGUACGAUGAUUGGAUUCAAGCCUCAAGUGUUUCAGACCCAGAUAAGAGACUGCAGGCUCUAUGGGUGAUAUGUGACAGAUUGCCAAAGGCCAACAAGGCAAAUCUGAGGUAUUUGGUGAAGUUCCUUGCCAAGCUAGCUCAGGAGAGUGAGGUCAAUAAGAUGACCCCAAGCAACAUUGCCAUUGUACUGGGACCCAACCUGCUCUGGGCCAAGACUGAGGGGUCCCUUGCUGAAAUGGCGGCUGCUACCUCGGUCCAUGUGGUGACCAUAAUUGAACCCAUUAUCCAGCACUCUGACUGGUUCUUCCCAGAUGAUGUGGACUUUAACGUGUCAGGCAUGUUUGCCAUGCCUACGGUCCCCCCACACCAGCCUGGGUACCCGGGCACCCCUGAGCCCGAGCAGCCACCCAUCGACAGAAGGCGCCCGGGCAGCCAGGGGGCGCCAGAGGCUGAGACUCCCCGCAAAGACAGCAAACAGCCGGAGCACACUCCCCGUAGAGCCGGCACGCUCAAUAGAAAGCAGCACUCCUCGCCUGCCUUCCAGCCCCCUCUCCCUCCAGCUGAGGUGGGGGUGGCACUUGCAUCUACUGUGGCCGCCCCCCCGCUGCCCGUAGGGGGCUCGGAGGCGGGCCAGGCAGGGGCUGCAGCCCCUCCCACCCAGCAGCAUUUAGGCCAGCUGCAGUCCGCUGAGGAUAGCAGUGUUGUCAGAGAACCGACCUCCACGCCUCCGCCCCUGAGGAAUGGACCAGGAGGCCCCACUGGAACCUCUGGGCAGCUGACUGUGGGGACUCCAGUGUCAGCUUCCAAAGGCCCCAGUCCACACUUGAUGCGCAAAGGCACAAAGAAGCAGGCCCCAGCACCACCCAAAGGAACCCAGACCCCUAAGCCCAUGCCCAUCUCCCCUACCCCACCUCAGAGCACAGUUACCAGCUCUGCCCAGCCUACCUUGAUGCCACGCCGCCACUCCAGCAACCAGAUCCCCAUGCAGGCCCCAAGCCACCCUCCCCCCCACCCUCCACAGAGCAUGGCUGAUCCAGAGUCCUCCCCACCCAGCUCGCCCACGCCGCCAGACACCCCCCCCCACGACGGGCCCCAGGCCACCCCGCUGUCAUCCUUCCACUCGGGUUCCCUCUCUCGGCCCAGGCCAGUGCCCCGGCCGCGGCCCAGGCCCAGCGUACCACCACCGCCCCAGCCUGCCACCGAGGGCACCAAUGGGGUAUAUGGCUCUGCAUCCAAGAUCAUAACUGAUGUGGCCGUGUCUUUGAAGGGGCCAGGGCGGGUCCUUGUCCCUGAGAUAGCUGUGGAACAGCCUGUGGCAACACUUCCUGAUCCUGACCACCAAUCAGAGAGCACCAUUCUGUGAUGUGGGGUGGAUAGGAAAAUCAUCCUCACACAGUCUAUCAUUCCCUUUACUCCUGAUUUUGUACCCCAGGGGGAAUUCCUGAAGACAAUCAGUCCUUGCUUUUUGGAUCUGGACCACCGCCCCUCCUCCCUUUCAAGCACUGAUGGAACUUCUUAAAAGCUGUUACUGUUUUUCCAUUUUCAACGCUGCAGAUAUAUUAUAACUUGAUAUGGGAAGGUAAGCAGAUAGACAUGCUUUAUAAUAUACCAGUACCAUAUAAACUGUAACCUCUCUCACCUUCUAGAAUGUUCCAGGUGGCCUGGGCUUGAAACUUAGAAUGUUUCAAUGAAUUUUAUGUUUUUGUGUUAUGUAUGUAUACACAUGUAUUAUUACUUGUGACUUUGGAAGUGUAUUUACUGCACGAUUGUAAGGUAAGGGGGAAACCAAACUGAGCUUCAUCUUAAACAGGAUCCAUAGACACUCCUAACUCUGUGUGUACUGCAUUGGGAGUAUGCUAUUUUUCUGUCUCAUUCCUGCCAUUCCUGCCAUCUUCUUUAACUCUGUCAGGCAACUUACUAGAGUGCACGAUUAAAUUUUUUUUGCGCCUCAGAUGGUGUUAGAGAUUUUUACAAGACCAACAAUUGGCUUAUAGAAUAUGGUUAUAAUAUGCGUGGCGUACUGAACCUUUGAGUUCAAAUGGCCUGUGUUGGAAAUACAGGAUAUGGCUAAAUAUCAAGUAUUGUUUGACUUUGGUGCAAUAUUGGAUGCAUAUUACAAUUUUACGUUUGAGAUUUAGACAAUCACUUUUUUCACCACUUGUUUUAUUUGAAAGAAAAUCAUACUGAAAUGGUAUAGCUUCACAGGGUUUGAUCUAAUGGACCAAAAAAUACAGCAAUACAACAAAAUCAAAACAAAAUUCCAAAAUAUCUACUUCAACUUCUAUUAAAUACAGAUGUCAUUGAUAUUCUUAUUUGGCCAUAAGAGUUGCCUAAUUUUGUAGACACAUAACAGUAUUUAACCCUACCAGUUGAAAGGUUACUUUUCCCUAUGUGUCUGAAUUUCAUCUCUUUCUAAAAUAGGCUUGGCCAUUUCAGGUAAAAAGCUGCACAGUUUUGAAGUCCUCUAAAAAGGACCCAUUACUGAACUCCUAGAAAGGCUUUGUUGGAGGGGCUGGGAUAGAGUGGGAAUUUUGAGUUUUUAAAGUCUCCAGGCCUUUUUUUAAAAAAAAUAACUUUCUGUAAUGUAUUUUUUUCUACUUUUCCUUCUCAGAGCACAUUACCUUUGCCUUGAGCCACAGAAUUAGUAAAAAUGGAUGAGUAUUUUAAUGGUUCAGUUCAACUCAGGAAACAGUUGGAAAAGCAACAGCCAUUCAUCCAUUUCAUUACUGACUUGCAAAUCCUGUUUUUCCUAUGAUAUGCUAUCCCUGAAUGACUUUUAAAUGUUGAUUUUUAUUUUUCUUAAAAUUUUCUUGGCUCUUUUAUUCCAUGUGAGCAGCAUUUCAAUGGCUUACUUGGUUCUAUGGAGUGAAUAAAGAUAGUAUAUUGUA
Molecule: messenger RNA, 4204 nt
Organism: Electrophorus electricus (electric eel)
Lineage: Eukaryota; Metazoa; Chordata; Actinopteri; Gymnotiformes; Gymnotidae
Gene: arhgap17b
Product: Rho GTPase activating protein 17b
Biological process (GO): signal transduction; regulation of actin cytoskeleton organization; positive regulation of GTPase activity
Cellular component (GO): intracellular anatomical structure; cytoplasm; cytosol
Molecular function (GO): protein binding; GTPase activator activity
Source: RefSeq, a predicted model, not a curated record